AUGGCGACAGCCGCUACAGCCCACCCUCACCACCAGCCGCACCAAAUGUACCGCUUGUCACAGAGCCCCGUCAUCGGCCACCAGCAGAGCUUCAGACCUCCGCACCAACGCUCCCUAUCGCAGCAGCACCUGCUUGGAGGGCAGUCGACACCCACACUGGGCGGUAAUGAGGGGUUUGAGGUGUCGCCAUCAAAGCGUCAAAGAGUUUCAAUGGACGAUGGGAGGCGAAGGAGAAGCGCAUCCCUGGUCCAGAGCCCGAUGCCGGCGGCAGCAGCAGGCCUUCACUCCAGCAGCACGCCGCCGCCCGGAGCGAUCAGCAAGGAGAUGCGGGCCAGGAUGAGCGCGAGUCCUGCUGCGGGGGAUAGGAAGCGCCCGUCGAUGGCCCGCGCGGUCGCGGCCGCAACAAGCGCAGCGGCCACCGUCGACGACAUGUCUUCCCCAACGGCUGCUACCCCUGUCGCGGCGAACAAGCCGAGGCGCGUGAGGACAGGAUGCCUCACGUGUCGAGAGCGGCAUCUCAAAUGUGACGAGGGCACGCCCGAUUGUCUGAACUGCAGGAAGAGCAACCGUGAGUGUAAGCGGGGUGUGCGGCUGAACUUUAUUGACGUGCAAGUCAAGAGCCCGCCGUACAUACCGUCAACGGCAGAGUGGUCAGUUCGCUUUGAAGACGAGUCGCGGGCUAUAGCGUCAGAAUACAAGGGUGGGUUGGGAAGAUAUGCGCACAUCGAUACGCGAACUAUCACGCCACCCCGAGAAACAGACUUGGAGGCGGUUCUUCAACAAUACAGAUCAGAAACGGGGAACGCUUCGAGCUUGGCAAUGAUCAGCGAGACCAGCACCUCGAUGCCCACGUCGACGUAUAGCGCAAAACCAGUUGACAAUCCCGUCGACCGCAGGUAUACCAGCUUUCAAAUGGCGCAGGCUCAGCAGGCUCAGAAGAGCAGUGAUUACAUGGGAAACACUGGCGGCAGCUCACAGGCGGCCAUGGAAGCAGGCGGCAGUGCAGGCAACUUCAACCUGGCGACUCUGCAGGAUCAGUACAGCAUGCAGGAGAACGAGUCGGGCAUGCGAGGCCACCAACACAAAAACAGUGACGUCUCGAGUGUAGCAUCACAAGGCGUCGGACCACCUUCGAACAGCUCUGUACGUGAAACCCAGGAUAGCAGCCAACCCAAGGUGUCGGAUGGGUUGGUCACACCACCGUCCGAGGGCGUGGCUACGGGGGAACGCGACUACCUCAACUCGCCCGAGGAGAUCAAGUACAUGCAGGUCUUUGUGGAAGAGGUGGGCGUCUGGAUGGACAGCUUCGACAAGGAAAAGCACUUUAGCCGCGUCAUACCAUACCUCGCGCUCAAGUCGCCCAUGCUACUCAACGCCUUCCUGGCCUGUGGCGCCAAGCAGCUGACGCUGGUUCGACCCAACGAGAACCUGCAUGACCACCGAGCUCUCUGCUACUACGACACGGCGACCACGCAACUGCUCCGAAGCCUAUCAAACCCAGACCGAAACAUGGCCGAGUGCGCAACCACGGCCGUGGUCCUCAACGUCUACGAGAUCAUGAGCGACAAGCCAGCCAAGCGCAUGAACCACAUCGCCGGAGCCAGAGCCCUGAUUCGCGAAUGUGGCUGGAACGCCAAGACCAAGGGGGUCGGCUCGGCCUGCUUCUGGCUCAACAUCGGCAUGGAGGUCCUCUCGUGCCUCGCCUUCAACUGGCAGACGGCCUGGCACCCGGACGACUGGGGGCUGGACAUGGGGUUCCUGACGGAGGACCCAGAGAGCGGCAGCCCCAAGGAGGCGGCCAAGAAGGAGGCGGAGAACACGUUUGGGGGCAGCGGCGACGAGGACGAGGAGUGGGUCCACAGGAUCUUUUACAUCGUGGCCAAGAUCGCCAGCUUCCGGGCCAACAUACCCAGGUUCCAGGAGCCGUCGCCGCACGACGAGCAGGUGAGGCUGCAGAGCCGCUUUGCCGAGUGGAAGAGCCUAAAGGCGCUGUGUGACGCCUGGUGCAACAACUGCCCCAGGCCUAUGAGGCCGUUUGGGUACCUAUUCCCGUCGCAGACACGGACCCAGUCUGCCUUUCCGAACGUCUGGCUCAUCAAGCGCGCCGCCGUCAUCGGCCGUCUCUUCUACCAUACUGCAAUGUGCCUUCUGGCCCAGAUCAACCCCGUCAACCCCCGCGACUCGGAGGAAAACAUGGCCGCGCAGCUGCAACACGCCCAUCAGGUCUGCGGCAUCGUUGCGCACACCAAGGACAACGGCAUCGCCUCUGUGGCCCUGCGCAGCUUGGCCAUCGCAGCGGCCGUGCUGCGUGAUCGUCGGGAGCAGGAAGAGGUUGUCGCGAUAUUCGAUCGCAUCACGCGCGAGACCGGCUGGAGGCUGGGCAAAGUCUACCUGGAGCUCGAGAAGAGCUGGGGCUGGAAGCCAGAGCCCCCGAAGCAUGGGGGAGCGACCAGCUCGGAUGGAUGCAGCAAUAGGUGUGGUAAUAGCGGCGGCAGCGACAAUGCAAGCACCCGGACGAGUGCAUCCUCAUCUGCCAUCCCUCAGAGCCAAAGCCAAAGCCAGAGCCAAAGUCAGAACCAGAGCCAAAAUAAGAGCCAGAGCCAAAGCCAGAGUCAAGGCCAGGGCCAGAGCCAGAACCAAAACCAGAACCAAGGUCAGGGCCAGACCCAAACCCAGAGCCAGAGCCAGAGCCAGGGCAAGGCUACUGCAGCGCCCGCCAACCCAAUUGCAAUGUCUGCUGCAAUGGCGGCAGCCCCCAUGCGUCAACCUCCGCCCAAGCUUCAACGGCCGCAUAGCAACCCGUCGCCUCGUCCCCAACCAUCACGUCGAUCUUCAGGGAUUGCGCCAACCGCUUCCCCAGUGGGCAUGGUAUCUGGUACCUCGGGGCCACAGCAACCGCCUCUCCUGAUCACCAGUUUCCCUUCGAUGCAGCAGCAGCAGCAGCAGCAGCAGCAGCCACAACAACAACAACAACAACAACAACAAUACUUUUCGCCGCAGCAUCAACAUCCUCAUCAAAUGACCACCCCCACGCAGCAGCCGACACCGACGCGGCCGCUGGUCAACCCUCUGCUCUCGAGGGCAGAUUUCAGUCUACCUGAUCACCCGUACCAGAAUUGGUACCAACCGCCAAACCACACGAAUCAGUUCAACUCGCAAGGGUUCUGGUCUGGUUGA
Messenger RNA from Pyricularia pennisetigena, 3177 nucleotides. RefSeq lists its product as uncharacterized. Gene Ontology annotation, cellular component: nucleus. Gene Ontology annotation, biological process: positive regulation of transcription by RNA polymerase II. Bases 1 to 3177 code for a protein of 1058 amino acids. The transcript has 3 exons. Gene Ontology annotation, molecular function: zinc ion binding; transcription cis-regulatory region binding; DNA-binding transcription factor activity, RNA polymerase II-specific. NCBI's taxonomy places the organism in Eukaryota, Fungi, Ascomycota, Sordariomycetes, Magnaporthales, Pyriculariaceae. The record is from RefSeq and is a predicted model, not a curated record.